AUGGCCUUAUGGGACACGGGUGGGCAGUGGUUGCUUUGCAUCCUCGGAGCUAGUUUUCUUGUUCUGGUGGGCCAAGCGUCACGUUUCAAGCUUCAGGUGCACGAGUCCCUCAUCGCUCGGUCUGAUGACAAGAGCCUCUCGCCGCAGACGCGCCAGUGCAUUGCUGACGGUUUUAUCUUCUUCGACUGGUUCGCGAUCCCUCAGAUCACAGCCAGGAAGCACGGGGUGAAUGAGGAAACCACGAAGAGCGAUGCAGCCCUGGCCGUGCAAAGCAUCCCGGCCUACGUGGAGCUGUCGAAUCUCUUCAUCGCCUUGGUCCCGGAUCUGACACACAAAGAUUCCUUGGAGCCAGUCAAUUAUGCGUCCUGGCUUUCUCGAGGGUGGUGUCGCGCUGAACUAUGGUGUCGGCUGCUGUCCAACAAGUAUGACACCUCCGUCGUCGUGGUUUAUACGCCGACGGAGGCUGAGUUCAUGUUUCCCCUCGACUGGCAGGAUAACAGCAUUGUGGAGGGGAACUUCACCGUGGAGGCGGAUCGGUCGGAGGUCGUCCGCCUGGGGCAGAUCGUCGUGGAAAGCAAAAUCCGAUAUCUGCAAAAGGAAGGUCCCUUGAUCCACUACCGCUUCUACGCGGCCCUUCGCCCCAAGCUCUUGCAACAGGAAAGGCGGGACCGAGAUCUCGCGAGCUUCCUGCGACAGUUUCGUUACGAUACUCUGGACGUGGCGGCACAAGACCGGAGCGGAAUGAACGCAGUCAUGUGCGCGACGCUCUCUGGCGAUACGGCCCUGCUGCGACUGUUGGCCGAGCAACGCGCGAGCAUGAACCAUAGCCUGGAAGGCAUGAGCGACUUGGGAUACUACGACACGCAGACACCCCUUAUGGCAGCAGUGAAGUCUCAGCAGGAUGUUUCCGUGCUGGAAGCGCUCAUUGAGCUCCGUGCAGAGAUCAAUGCCCGUGCCAGGACGGGCCUCGUCGCCAUGUCCUUCUGCCGAUCACCUGGGCAUGUGAGAACGUUGCUAGAGCACCGUGCCGAGAUGACGCCCUCUGCUCUCUCCGGGAUGGCAUCCUUUGGCGGCCCUGAAUGCCUCAGCUUACUCCUCUCCCGUCGGUGUGACAUCAACCUGACGGAGGACAACAGGCAUGGCCCACUGCAGGCCUUGACCCUGUUUGCACGUGGUAACAGCAGAGCCGUUGAGACAGCAAAGUUCCUGCUGGAGCGGCGUGCUGACGUCAAUGCUCGCAUGGCGCUCACAGGAGGCCCUGCUUUUUGGUGCCUUGCCGCCAGGGCAAGACUCGCCCUGGUAGGCUUCGAGAACGAAGGCAGUGCGUUGAUGCGACUCGCGGGCUGCAUGGGCGGCAUCUCUGCGCUUGGCUACGCUGCACUGAUAGGCCAUGAGCAACUGGCACAGCUCUACCUGGACAAUGGGGCCGACCCCUUGCCAAAUGAUCGGGGCGACACACCCGAGGACCUGGCGAGGGCCUACCAACACUACCAUCUACUGCCCCUGUUGGCGACCUUCUCGACCUGA
This is a messenger RNA of Symbiodinium natans, 1527 nucleotides long. The record is from the annotation of a GenBank genome assembly. Lineage: Eukaryota; Dinophyceae; Suessiales; Symbiodiniaceae.